Molecule: messenger RNA, 1197 nt
Organism: Pygoscelis adeliae (Adelie penguin)
Lineage: Eukaryota; Metazoa; Chordata; Aves; Sphenisciformes; Spheniscidae
Product: alpha-1,3-mannosyl-glycoprotein 4-beta-N-acetylglucosaminyltransferase C-like
Exons: 4
Coding region: 1-1197 (398 amino acids)
Biological process (GO): protein N-linked glycosylation
Molecular function (GO): acetylglucosaminyltransferase activity
Source: RefSeq, a predicted model, not a curated record
AUGCGAUGCUCCGUGAAACGCUCCCUCACGGCUGCACUUGCAGCCUCCUUCCUCCUUCUCCUCCUCCUCCUCCAUGGGGGCAGCCGGCAGGAACAGGAUCCCCUGGAGGGGGGGCUUAGGGGCUUUGCCCCAGACCCAGUCCUGCAGCCGGAAGGAGCCCAGCGCAUCCUCAGGGACAUGGAUGACCUCUCUGCACUCCACAAUGUCUCCUACCACCUCCUCGCUGGCUCCCUGUCACCCCACAAAAAAUUCUUGACGGUGGGAUUGGCAUCGGUGCGGCGGCCGCGUGGCUACUACCUCCCGGCCACACUCCAGUCCCUCUUCAAGCAGUCGACGGAGGAGGAGCUGCAGGAGAUGGUGGUGGUGGUGCACCUGGCCGACGCGGACCCCAUCUGGAAUGUGCGCGUGGCCACCAACAUCGCCCGUAAGUUUGCUCACCACAUCCUCCUGGGCCGGCUCCUGCUUAUCCACGCUCCCCAUGAGUUUUACCCCACCCUGGAGGGCCUCAAAAGAAACUACAACGACCCGGAGGAGCGGGUGAGGUUCAGGUCCAAGCAGAAUGUGGACUAUGCCUUCCUCCUCGCCUUCGCUGCCAACCUCUCCUCCUACUACUUGAUGAUUGAGGAUGAUGUGUGGUGCGCCAAGUCCUUCUUGACGGCCAUCCGCAAGGCACUGGCUUCCCGUGAGGGCUCCUACUGGGCCACCCUUGAGUUCUCCAAGCUGGGCUACAUCGGUAAGCUCUACCGCUCCAGUGACCUUCCUCGCCUGGCUCGCUUCCUCCUCCUCUUCUACCAGGAGAUGCCCUGCGACUGGCUGCUGGUCCACUUCCGCCUCCUGCUCACCCAGAAGGAUGUCAUCCGCUUCAAGCCCUCCCUCUUCCAGCACAUGGGCCUCUACUCCUCCUUCCAGGGCACCGUCAACCGUCUGGAGGACGAUGAGUUCCAGGCCGAUGCCUUGGACCUUCCGGACAACCCACCAGCGGCCUUGUUCACCAGCAUGUCCGUCUUUGAGAACUAUGAGCCCCUCAAGGCUUACAGCACAGCAGAGGGGUAUUUUUGGGGGAAAGACCCAGCAGCCGGCAGCGUCUUCUCCAUCGUCUUCCAGCAGCCGGCGCAAGGCAGUCACCUCGGAGUGCAGACAGGCACAAACCAGUGCCAGGGGACCCACCUGCAGUGCCGAAACACCCGAGUGCCGUAA